AGCAGACACAUUUCUCUCUACAAGGCGGUGCACAGUUGACGUGUUAACGCCGAGUGUUUUUGGGUUAGACGGGACUAAUCUGUCUGCUUCGGCCGUGGCAAUUUUCAGCUAAACGUAACAAUGGCCUUCAAAAGAGACAAGAAGGAAGAGGAAGAUGGAGGUGGCAAUCCAUUUGAAAAUAUCGAGAAAACUUCUGUGCUCCAAGAGGCUCGUGCUUUCAACGACACAUCAGUUAAUCCUCGUAAAUGUACACACAUCCUGACCAAAGUGUUGUACCUUCUGAACCAGGGUGAGCAGCUUGGUACAACAGAGGCAACAGAAGUUUUCUUUGCUAUGACCAAAUUAUUCCAGUCAAAAGAUGUUGUUCUGCGCCGCAUGGUGUAUCUUGGUAUCAGAGAGCUAUCUUCCAUUGCUGAGGAUGUUAUCAUUGUUACAUCAUCUCUCACUAAGGAUAUGACUGGCAAUGAGGCUCUGUACAGAGCUGCUGCAAUCCGUGCUCUUUGCUCCAUCACUGAUGUUACAAUGCUGCAAGCAAUAGAGCGCUACAUGAAGCAAGCUAUUGUUGACAAGAAUCCAGCAGUAAGUAGCGCUGCUCUUGUAAGCUCACUUCACUUGGCACGUUCUGCCGGUGAACUUGUGAAGCGUUGGGUGAAUGAGGCUCAAGAAGCGUUCUCUUCUGACAAUGUGAUGGUGCAGUACCAUGCACUUGGAUUGAUGUACCACAUCCGUAAGACAGACAGAUUGGCUGUAAUAAAACUUGUGACCAAACUUACCAAGCAAUCUUUGAAGUCUCCAUUUGCUGUUUGCUUGCUGAUCAGGAUUGCAUGCCGCCUUCUGGAGGACGAAGACGGUGCUCCUGGUGCUGACUCUACUCUUCUUUCCUUUAUUGAGAGCUGUCUUCGUCAUAAAACUGAGCUAGUUAUCUAUGAGGCAGCUCAUGCUAUGGUCAACCUCCGGCGCACAACAGCCAAAGAGCUUGCCCCUGCAGUCUCCGUGCUUCAGUUGUUCUGUUCAACAUCCAAGCCUCCACUGCGUUUUGCUGCUGUGCGGACUCUGAAUCAGGUGGCUAUGUCUCAUCCAUCAGCUGUUACUGCUUGCAAUUUGGACCUGGAAAAUUUGAUCACAGACUCUAAUCGUUCCAUAGCAACUCUUGCUAUUACUACAUUGUUGAAAACAGGUGCUGAGUCUUCUGUAGAUCGCUUGAUGAAGCAGAUUGCUUCCUUUGUGAGUGAGAUCAGUGAUGAAUUCAAAAUUGUGGUUGUUCAGGCUAUCCGAGCUUUGUGCACCAAGUUCCCUCGCAAGCACAGUGUUCUUAUGAACUUUUUGUCUGCAAUGUUGCGUGAUGAAGGGGGGCUGGACUACAAGGCUUCCAUUGCAGAUACCAUCAUUACCAUCAUUGAAAGCAACCCAGAAGCAAAGGAAACUGGCCUGGCACAUCUUUGUGAGUUUAUUGAGGACUGUGAACACACCAGCUUGGCUGUACGAAUCCUCCACUUACUGGGCAGAGAAGGACCAAAGACAAAGCAGCCCUCAAGAUAUAUUCGCUUUAUUUACAAUAGAGUAAUCUUAGAAAAUGCUGCCGUACGAGGUGCUGCUGUUGCAGCAAUGGCCCAAUUUGGUGCCCAGUGUCCUGAUUUGCAUGAGAAUGUGCAAGUACUUCUGGCCCGUUGUCAAAUGGAUUCUGAUGAUGAAGUUCGUGAUCGUGCUACUUAUUACUACACAAUCCUUGCACUCAAAAACAGAUCACUUUACAACAGCUACAUAACAGAAAGUCUCCAGGUCUCCAUUCCAGCUCUGGAGAGAUCCCUUCAUCAAUAUACACUCAAUGCUACAGAAACACCUUUUGAUAUGAAAUCAGUCCCAUUGGCUGCUGUUGAACCUCUUGUGUCAGAAAUUGUGGCUCAAAAGGCCGUUCCUGAGGGAACCAUAAUGUCAACUCCAGCUCCACAAAGGCUAGGUGUCUCUAAAGAAGAAUCUGCUCUUGAGCUUGUGUCGAGCAUUCCAGAAAUUGCUGCUCUCCUCCCCCAACUUGGCCCUAUUUUCCGUUCUUCUGAGCCAGUUGAGCUUACAGAAUCUGAAACUGAAUAUGUAGUUCGCUGUAUCAAACACUGCUUUGCUAGACACCUUUUACUCCAGUUUGAUGUUCUUAACACAUUAAGUGACCAACUACUUGAAAAUGUCCGUGUUUCCCUUGAACCAGCUGAAGGGUACAGAAUUUUAAGAGAGGUUCCUAUUCCAAGAUUGCCCUAUAGUGAAUCAUGUUCAGCAUUCUGUUUACUUGAAUUUCCUCAAGAUGAUUUAUCAGCCUCAACUGGCACAUUUGGUGCAACAUUAGCAUACAUGGUGAAAGACUGUGAUCCUGCAACCGGUUUGCCCGAUUCAGAUGAAGGCUAUGACGACACCUACAUGGUGGAAGAUGUUGAAGUUACUUUGGCUGAUCAAGUUCAACGAGUUUGGAAGGGUAACUGGGCUGCAGCUUGGGAAGAAGCUGCCAACUUGUGCGAACUGGAAGAUACCUAUGCUCUGACCAGCAUGCGAACAUUGCAAGAGGCUACAACUAAUAUUGUGCAAUUCCUUGGUCUACAACCUGCAGACCGCUCUGAGCGUGUCCCUGAUGGUAAAAGCAACCACACGCUGUACUUGGCUGGUAUCUUCCGCGGAGGCCACGACGUGUUGGUGCGUGCCAAGCUUGCGUUGGCUGAUGGUGUUACAAUGCAGCUUACUGUGAGAGCCAGCACACCGGAUGUGGCAGAACUUGUCACAUCUGCUGUAGGCUAAACUCUGUCCACAUUUAAUCAAACAUAGUGAAUAAAACUGAAAUAAUUAAAAAGAAA
This is a messenger RNA of Thrips palmi, 2834 nucleotides long. RefSeq names its product coatomer subunit gamma-2 (gene gammaCOP). Gene Ontology annotation, biological process: intracellular protein transport; endoplasmic reticulum to Golgi vesicle-mediated transport; organelle transport along microtubule. The transcript has 16 exons. Lineage: Eukaryota; Metazoa; Arthropoda; Insecta; Thysanoptera; Thripidae. Bases 121 to 2778 code for a protein of 885 amino acids. Gene Ontology annotation, cellular component: COPI vesicle coat; endoplasmic reticulum; endoplasmic reticulum-Golgi intermediate compartment. The record is from RefSeq and is a predicted model, not a curated record. Gene Ontology annotation, molecular function: structural molecule activity.